Molecule: messenger RNA, 276 nt
Organism: Caenorhabditis bovis
Lineage: Eukaryota; Metazoa; Nematoda; Chromadorea; Rhabditida; Rhabditidae
Source: the annotation of a GenBank genome assembly
AUGGAAAAUCAAGACAUUCUCCGACGCAUAAUAAUCGCUAUUCGUGGAUAUUUUAUCCUUGAACGCGCCCAUCAAAAUGGGAUGCCCGAGAACAGACGUGCCGAGGAAAUUCGCCGCAUGCACGCACACUUGCAGCAAAUAAUCGCCGAGAGCUCCAAUUACAAUUACAAUCCCAAUAGUAGGCUGAGUGCCUAUCUUCAGUAUGCAAUGCAGAUUGUCGAACGUCUGAGCAAUGAGCUAGCCACCUAUGACGAAAACAACAGAACUGGAAUUUAA